This is a messenger RNA of Seminavis robusta, 1945 nucleotides long. NCBI's taxonomy places the organism in Eukaryota, Bacillariophyta, Bacillariophyceae, Naviculales, Naviculaceae. The record is from the annotation of a GenBank genome assembly.
UUAAAUUUAGUAAUUAUAUUGACAGAAUUAUUCUUCAAUCUUGCAUUAAUUUCAGAACUAUCAUGCUUAAACUUUCUUUAUUGCUCAGUAAUACUCUGCAUUGAUGAUGGCUUGUAUUUGCCUUGAUGUCCCUGAUUAAUGAUUGGUAAUUCAAUGAGCCAUCAUUGAUCCAUUGAUCCAGGGCUCAGGGUAUCCAACCCCUUCAUUGUUCAUUGCCCUUUGUUCAGCUUUUAAAAAUCUAGAAGUGAAGUUCUAAUUUGCAACAGUCCAUGUUGCGUUAAACUUCUGUCAACAGCAUGGACUUGUAUGUUGAGCUUCUUAAACAUUUGACUGCUCCUUUUAUGCUGUCUGAGAGAAGCUACUAAUUCCGAAUGGCCUCGGCGUUAUUCACCUUUCGUCAAAAAGUUCAGUACAACAGCUGUACCACGAGCUACCACACAACACAGCCGCUCCACCUCUCAGUUUCUAUCCGUCCAAUAUCGGACGCCUGCGGCAUAUCAUAAGAAGCAUGUUGCCACUCCUGUUGAACAUCAAAAGAGAGCGAUUUUGCAACAAAGUUGGACAAUAGCCCAAGCAUCUCACUGUUUGCUUGAUCGAGCUCUUCCCAAUACUAGUAGUUAGCUAUCUGUCUCGAAUCUCGGAUGGUCGUACCAAUCCGCUCAUCCCACAGUUGCCGAACCUGAAGCUCACAAAUUGGUCCCCCAAUGCUCUUUGAUUGCGAAUUUGAAGCUCCUUCACAAAUCUUUUGCUCUCGUUGUCAACAGACACACACUCAGGGAGAUGAACUUUGGUGGUGAUGACAACGGGCCGCAGCGUCCAAUUGUUGGCAGCGACUCGCUCGAUCAAAAGAUUGUAUCCGGUCCCAGUGCCCUUGAGAGACGAUCAAGUAGAGGUUCUAGCGCUGACGGCGGCGAUACCAUUGAUACCGUCCACGAUGCAGAUGUGCUGUGUGGGAGAGGGAAAUCAAGUUUCAAUCAUCCCGGAAACAAAAGGUUCAGAGACCUGAUCACCUCUUCGAUCCAAGAGUAUGAUAGGGCGGAUUCGAGGUUAGAGAAGUCUCUGGUAGUUCACUCCAUCGUAGAGGGUAUCCGGAGCGUGGGAGGCAGGUUUUUGAAAACAGACCAGGAUACGGGAAAGUGGACAGAAUUGGAUGACCGUGCAUGUAGAGAAAAGGUUGGCCAUGCAAUCAGGGAUGCUGCUACGAUAAGUCAAACGAGACGGCAAAGGAAAAAGCAGAUACAGUCGCAAACGUUUGGAUCGUCGAGAUUCCUACAACCUCGUGGACCUACUGCAAGGUUCACGGAAAUGAAAAUGGAUACCCCCGACCCGGUUUGUUUCCAUGAUAUGGUGUCCUUUUCCAACAUGAUGAGUGGUCCACGAAUGUUUCCACCGCAUGGCUCUUCAAGACUUCCUCAUGGCCCAUUGGUUGGCAGUGCAUCAAUGGAAGCCACGUUAUUCCCGUCAGGACAAGGACAAGUUCAAGGCCCUGUAGUGGGCUCUUAUUCAAGGGCGGGAAGUGGGACCUCAUCACCGCCUGAUGACGCGAGUUUCCUGGCACAAAUAGACGAGGUGCUGGGUCCCAUGUCUCCCAGCAGCCUGGGUUCAGACCCAUUGGCCGACCUUCUGAACUUGUCGACGUCAUGACAUCUCUGCCAUCCAGAGAUUUGUUCCGCGUCACGUUGCUAGAUCCAACCAAGCCCAUUUUUGAACGCUAAAGUUUCCUCGUACUUCCCUUCCUACAUACAUACCGGUAGCGUGUACCGCUACCUGCACUUCAAACCGAGCAUCCAAAGGAAACUAGUCGCGGAGAAGAAGCCACCACAGCGUACAUACUGAUAUGAUAUUACAUACCGGUACAUGCACAUAGCACUGUUGAGCUUCUUUCCAAUAAUGUAUAUUCAGUAUAAGUUGACUCGACUAGAAUAUUUCGAUACAGAUUUCUUCU